This is a messenger RNA of Procambarus clarkii (red swamp crayfish), 1070 nucleotides long. The record is from RefSeq and is a predicted model, not a curated record. NCBI's taxonomy places the organism in Eukaryota, Metazoa, Arthropoda, Malacostraca, Decapoda, Cambaridae.
GUCCGACAAGGCAGGUGUGGGCGGCUGCGGGCGGCGCAGCAGACCUGCCGUGUAACCUCACCUCCCCCGUGUCCAGGGACUCCCCCCGCCUCGUCCUCUGGUACAAGCAGGGUGUCCACAAGCCAAUCUACAGCUACGACAUGAGGAACGGUCCAGCGACACACUGGAAGAGUCCGGACCACCUGGGGCUCCGCGCCACCUUCGAGGCGGCCAGGAACGCCCUCAACAUCCUGCGAGUGCAGACUCCCGACGAAGGCAUCUACCGCUGCAGGGUUGACUUCAGGAUCAACCCCACGCUCACCUUUAUCUCCAACCUCUCCGUUAUUGUGCCUCCCCGACGCCUGUUGGUCUACAUUGAUCCGGACACUGAAGUUCGCGGCGUAGUGGGGCCCUUCCUGGAGGGGGAGACGGUCACCCUCAACUGUCGGGCGGAGGGCGGGUCGCCGCCCCCGAGCGUCACCUGGUGGGAGGGCGCCGUGCUCCUGGACAUGACCUCGGAGGAGGAGACGUCCGAGCAGGUGACCAACACCCUGGUGGUGACCUCGCUAACGAGACGUGACCUCCACCGGCCGCUGACGUGUCAGGCCAGCAACACCAACCUCACCAGGCCGCUUCAGACCACCGUCACCAUCAACAUGAGCUUUCCUCCCCUGUGGGUGAGAAUCCUGGGGGACAGAGCGCCCCUCAGUGCCGGACGGCCGUACGACCUCCAGUGCCAAAUUGUAGGUGCCAAGCCUCCAGCUGCCGUCACCUGGCGCCUCCAAAACAGCGUACUUGGCGGCCAUAGAGACGAGGUCUCCCAGGAAGGCAACGUGACGUACAGCGAGUUAAGAUGGACACCCAGUGUGAAGGAUGCUGGCAAGGUGAUCUCCUGUCAGGCAGACUCUCCCGUGCUGGAGGCUGGCCCCAUGGUCGACGACUGGCGUCUUCAGAUAUAUUAUGUGCCUAUGACUAGACUUCGUCCAGGCCGCUCUCUCAACCUCAGCAAUAUAGAGGAGGGCGAUGACGUCUAUUUUGAGUGUUCCAUCAGAGCCAACCCUUGGGUCUACAAGAUCAGCUGGCUACACGAG